GCCCAAUAUCUUAGGGCCGGCGUUGUGCUCUAACCAAAUCCUCUGUCCCCUAGGCCCUGGCGCUGCGCGAGCGCGAGGUUCGAGCCAUAGACGGCGGCGGCGGCGGUCGGGCGGCCGGGCGGGCGGGCAGCCGGUAGCGAGCAGCAGCCAACACCAGCAGCCCUAGGCGGUGGCGCAGCGCCACAGAGGGAAGCCGGGUGAGGCCGUGAGCAGAUUGGCGACCGGAGAAAGGGGGAUCGGGCAUCGGCAAAUCGGAUACUCGUUUGUACGAUUAUCCCCUCGCGUCGACCAUUGAAACAGGAUUGCCCAAGCCAAGGAUAGUGGGGUUGCUUAUUUGGGAUAGUUUCUGGGUGAAUCAAGAUGUCUGGAAAUGAUGAUAAGUCCCAGGCUGCGGCGGACAAAAUAAAGGCAGCCGCAUUAUCAGCUGCUAAAGGAUUGAGCCGGGCUCAAGCUGAGCGUGCUGCGGCUGCGGCUGCCCGCAAUGUCAAUGCCUAUGGGCAGAAGGAAGAGGGGCCAAGCCGCUGGCAGGAGAGGAAGGAAGCUAAGAGACAGAUGUAUCUGAUGAGUACAGAGAAGGCUGCGAUACUGGGUACUGUGAAGCCAAAAGCUCCAGAAGCUUCUUCUGGUGGGGCAUAUACCCAAUGUCAGAAAUGUUUCCAGCAUGGUCACUGGACCUACGAGUGCAAAAACGAGCGGGUGUACAUGUCACGUCCCUCCAGAACGCAGCAGCUUAAGAAUCCCAGGUUGAAGAAAAGUGUACCAGUUUCUUAUCAGUUCGAGAAUCCUGAUCUUAUAAAGGAGAGGGAAGCGGAGAAGAAGUUGAUGAGAGAAAAGAGGAAGAAAGAAAAAUCUGAAAGAAGAAAGGGAAAGAGUAAGAGGAAGCAUCGUUCACCAAGUGAUUCUGAUAGCAAUAGCAGUGAUGCUUCAGUGUUUGACUCCGACUCCGAAUCAUCGGUGACUGGCUCUGAAUAUUCUUCCGGAAGCAGUUCAAGUUACAGCUCCUCCGACUCAGAGGACAAGAAGCGGCAACACAGGAGGAAGCAAAAGAAGCGAAGGCACCAGAGGGACAGCACGUCAUCAGCUUCAUCUGAAUCUGCAUCUGAGAGCGAUUCUGAUGACAGCAGAAGCAGGAGGAAGAGUAAAAGGAGGAGCGGUAGGCGCUGAGUUUGAAGAAUGGAGAAGGCAAUGUGGAUGUUGAAUAUCAUGAUAUACUUUUGUUCAAUUCACGACUAUCUCUUCUUCAUCAUCACCAUCAGACCUGCAUGUGCCGAGCAUUCUCCAAGAAACAAAUGUUGCAUUUGCUUUCCUGAAUGCUAGAACUGAUAUUUUUUCCUGUACUCUGAAAGUGCCUAAAGCUCUGGGUGUUCCUAUUUUAUGGUAUUUGUGAGAACCAUUGAAUCCUGUAACAAUAUUCUCCUAUGAAUUUCAAAGAUUGGCGAGCUUAUCAUCCUGAUAGUUAUUUUUGUUA
Molecule: messenger RNA, 1468 nt
Organism: Panicum virgatum (switchgrass)
Lineage: Eukaryota; Viridiplantae; Streptophyta; Magnoliopsida; Poales; Poaceae
Product: zinc finger CCHC domain-containing protein 10-like
Exons: 3
Coding region: 361-1164 (267 amino acids)
Source: RefSeq, a predicted model, not a curated record